Mycena indigotica is the source of this 1470-nucleotide messenger RNA. Its product is annotated as F-box domain-containing protein. NCBI's taxonomy places the organism in Eukaryota, Fungi, Basidiomycota, Agaricomycetes, Agaricales, Mycenaceae. The record is from RefSeq and is a predicted model, not a curated record. The coding region runs from base 1 to 1470 and encodes 489 amino acids. The transcript has a single exon.
AUGCCCUCUUCCACCCUACCGCACGACAACCACCUUCAUUCCGGGCCCAAUCCGCCUCAAAAUACGCCUGCCUCCGCCCCCAUUCUCUGCCUGCCAACAGAACUGCUCCUCUCGAUUCUCGAGCGCUGUGUCGAUGACAACCCAGGAGAAGACGAUGAACCGCUUUCCGUUCUGGCUAAGGACCAGUGGUUGAGUCUUUCUACCGUCUGCUCCCACUGGCACGGUGUUAUCAUAGGGACACCGAUGAUUUGGGCAGACAUCAAUGCCUGGUCGAUACCCACACAACAAGACGCUCGUGCCGUUGAGCUGGUCCAGCGCGCUCUGCUGCGCGCCGAGAAUGCCCCGCUCCGCCUCAAUCUUGAUGUGGUACAAACCUAUCACGCCCAAACGGGCCAGCCCAUCCGACGCCAAAUCCUCGCUGUCUUGCGCGCGACUUCAGAGCGUUGGCAAUCGCUCUCGCUGCGUGUUGACCCUUGUCAACUCCUGGACCUCGCGCCUAUGCGCGGGAAACUGCCUCUUCUUGAGCGGCUAGAGCUGUCCCGCAGUAACAAUGCCAACGACAGACAAUUCUUCGCAGCCUGCAAUCUCUUCGAAAUCGCCCCUGCCUUGCGAAGUCUUACAUUUGAAGACUUCCCUCCUCGCGUUGCGUGGCACCAGCUCACAGAAGUGCGCCUGAACAUCACCUUUGGAUUCUAUGGCCAUUUCCAUAAGGCUGUUUAUAAUGCGCUCGCGUUUGUCGAGCACUGUUCCGCUUCAUGCAGCGUUAUGGUCUGGGACAUCAACCCUCCUUACCACCGGGACCAGCAGAAACUUGCCGACUGGCCUACCCAGCCGCUAUUCAAAUCACCAAUCAGGUCAUUUACUCUGGCGCCUUCAAGUUUCUCCAGCGACGACGAGCAAGUCCAGUUGGCAGGGCGCAUCCUCCGCCUGCUGAGCCUCCCGAAUCUUACCGAGCUAAAGCUCCAGUCGACGUGUCCCGCGGCCAACUUCUGGGACCCAGCCGCUUUCGCCACGUUCACUCGUCGCUCGCCAAAUAUCACCGUCUUGCAUCUACGGCAGACCUAUAUAUCUUCUCCCGCGCUCCUCCAGGCGCUCCGCCAAGUGCCGUUAUUGGAGGACCUUGCUGUCGAAGACCUGCACCAGAAGGAGUCGUACCAUUUUGCGGUAACCGAUGAGGUCCUGCGCGAGCUGCUCGAGCCCAGUUUGGCGCGGAACCUUUGCCGCCUAGAAAUUAGGUCUUUCGUCCAAUUCGACCAUGAUCUCCUGCUCCAAGUUCUCAGGCUCCACGCGCAGCGGACUGGCACUGCCAGUGGUGGGAAUUUUGUCUUCCGUGCUGUAGUGCUGGCGAUGACGAAGGCUGAAGCGGAGUAUGGCGCACGGGCGGAUGAAGGGAGACGCCGACUUGCGGAGACACUCGAGCAGGGCUAUCGAGAUGGUUUGCGGUUCACAAUUGACGUCGAUGUAGUGUAG